Ceratotherium simum simum (southern white rhinoceros) is the source of this 1748-nucleotide messenger RNA. It is a transcript of the gene HDGFL3, whose product is annotated as HDGF like 3. The record is from RefSeq and is a predicted model, not a curated record. Lineage: Eukaryota; Metazoa; Chordata; Mammalia; Perissodactyla; Rhinocerotidae.
CUCCCGGCAUCUGCGCGGCGACCGAGGACGACCGGGAAGGGGAGCGGCCGGGAUGGCGCGCCCGCGGCCCCGCGAGUACAAGGCGGGCGACCUGGUCUUCGCCAAGAUGAAGGGCUACCCGCACUGGCCGGCCCGGAUUGAUGAACUUCCAGAGGGAGCUGUGAAGCCUCCAGCAAACAAGUAUCCUAUCUUCUUUUUUGGCACCCAUGAAACUGCAUUUCUAGGUCCCAAAGACCUUUUUCCCUAUAAGGAAUACAAAGACAAGUUUGGAAAGUCAAAUAAACGGAAAGGAUUUAAUGAAGGAUUAUGGGAAAUAGAAAAUAACCCGGGAGUAAAGUUUACUGGAUACCAGGCAAUUCAGCAACAGAGCUCUUCAGAAACUGAGGGAGAAGGUGGAAAUACUGCAGAUGCAAGCAGUGAGGAAGAAGGUGAUAGAGUAGAAGAAGAUGGAAAAGGCAAAAGAAAGAAUGAAAAAGCAGGCUCAAAACGGAAAAAGUCAUACACUUCAAAGAAAUCCUCUAAACAGUCGCGGAAAUCUCCAGGAGAUGAAGAUGACAAGGACUGCAAAGAAGAGGAAAACAAAAGCAGCUCUGAAGGUGGAGAUGCCGGCAAUGACACAAGAAACACAACUUCAGACUUGCAGAAAACCAGUGAAGGGACCUAACUGCCAUAAUGAAUGCUGCAUAUUAAGAGAAACCACGUGAAGGUUAUACGUUUGGUUGUCCCAUAUUCUUGGAUUUGAUAUGAACCAACACAUAAUCCUUGUUGUCAUUGACAGAAUCCCAGUUUGUAUGUACAUUAUUCACAUUCCUCUCUGUUGUGUUUUGGGGGAAAAAAAGACAUUUUAGCCUUUUUUAAGGUUAUUGAUUUAAUUUUAUGUUAUUUGGUUGCAUGAAGUUGCCCUUAACCACUAAGGAUUAUCAAGAUUUUUGCACAAAUUUAUACAUGUCUAGGAUCCUUUUAUCAAGGCAGUUAUUUUCAUCAUUCUGCUGCCUUUACUCUAUCAUCACCAAACACUCAGUUAAAUAUAAAUUAGCAUUUUUUUAAGAUGACCACUCAACAUAAUGCUUAAGGAAUUUUCUCUCUGUGACAGAACCCAAGAACCAAUUCCUUGAUACAUAAUGUUGGCAUAUUGAAGAUGAAAUUAAAAUUGUCCUUCAGUUUUGAGGCCAUUUGUAAAAUUUAAUCAUAUUGUAAAAUAUCUAUUCUGUAUUAGAAAUAGCUAGUUGAUAGCUUAUACUUCUCAAAACUCAUGUUAUGUACACAAACUCAGUUUCUAUAUGUGAAGUUAGUGAGUCUUUUGUGUUACUCCAAAAUAAAGGCAAUGAUUUAUUUUUUCCCAAUACAAUUUGAGCUAAUCACUCAAGGUGGAUACUUUACAUUUUAAAGCUGGAACCAGCAGUAGCCCUAUGGGAAACCAGACAAAGCAUUGACUUUUAAAUAUAGACUUUUAAAAUGAACUGUUGUUUUCUUUUGGAACUAGAAUUAGAAUAGUUAAUAUUCAUCCACAAACCAUUAUUAUGUGUACAUUAUUGUUGCUAUUGUGAUAAUAGAGAAUUUUAUUUAUUUUUAUGCCAGCUUAUAUUGUGAGAACACAUUUAGUCAGUUUGGGUUUUAUCAAUCCUGUUAUGCUUGUCUUUGGAACAUCUUUUGCGUAUUCAAGGUUUGUAGUUGAAAAGUUUACUGUAAAAAAAAUCAAAAACAAAAAAAUGUAUUGUUUUUACAGAAUAAAUUUAUUGGAAUGUGUA